AGGCGCACUGGGCUCGCGGUGCCGUACAGCAGCUAUGGAGCAGGCACCUCCGGACCCCGAGAGGCUGCUACAGCCUGCAUCCCUGGAGCCGCUGGGCGGCCCUGGCGCUGUGCUGGAAGCCGCGGUCGGUGAGGAGACCGAGGGAGCCAGGGAAGACGGCCCAGGGGUGGACACGAUGACAGGAAAUAAUUUUUGGUUGAAGAAAAUAGAAAUCAGUGUUUCAGAAGCAGAGAAGAGAACUGGAAGAAACGCUGUGAACAUGCAAGAAACGUACACUGCUUACCUCAUUGAGACACGGUCGGUUGAACAUGCUGAUGGGCAGAGUGUCCUCACAGACUCACUGUGGAGGCGGUACAGCGAGUUCGAGCUGUUGAGGAACUACCUUUUAGUGUACUACCCGCAUGUUGUUGUGCCGCCUCUUCCAGAAAAGCGGGCAGAGUUCGUGUGGCAUAAACUCUCUGCUGACAACAUGGAUCCAGACUUUGUGGAGAGACGACGGAUAGGCUUAGAAAACUUUCUCUUGAGGGUCGCUUCACAUCCUGUCCUUUGUAGAGACAAAAUCUUCUAUUUGUUUUUAACACAGGAAGGUAACUGGAAGGAGACUGUGAAUGAGACUGGAUUUCAGCUGAAGGCAGACUCCAGGUUAAAAGCGCUUAAUGCAACAUUCAGAGUGAAAAACCCAGACAAGAGAUUUACUGAGCUGAAGCACUACAGUGAUGAGCUGCAGUCCGUCAUCGCACAUCUCCUUCGAGUCAGAGCUAGAGUUGCAGAUCGACUCUAUGGUGUGUAUAAAGUACAUGGGAAUUAUGGGAGAGUUUUUAGUGAGUGGAGUGCCAUUGAGAAAGAAAUGGGCGAUGGGCUGCAGAGUGCCGGCCACCACAUGGACGUGUAUGCAUCUUCUAUUGAUGAUAUUCUGGAAGAUGAAGAGCACUAUGCAGAUCAGCUAAAGGAGUAUCUGUUCUAUGCAGAAGCACUGCGGGCUGUGUGUAGGAAGCAUGAGCUUAUGCAGUAUGACUUGGAGACUGCUGCUCAGGACCUGGCUUCCAAGAAACAGCAGUGCGAGGAGCUGGCCACUGGGACUGUGAGAACAUUCUCACUGAAGGGCAUGACUACGAAACUCUUUGGUCAAGAAACUCCAGAGCAGAGAGAAGCCAGAAUAAAGGUGCUAGAAGAGCAGAUAAGUGAGGGGGAGCAGCAGCUGAAGUCUAAGAACCUGGAAGGCAGAGAAUUUGUGAAAAAUGCAUGGGCUGAUAUUGAACGCUUCAAAGAACAAAAGAACCGGGAUCUAAAGGAAGCCCUCAUCAGCUAUGCUGUUAUGCAGAUCAGCAUGUGCAAAAAGGGAAUUCAAGUUUGGACCAAUGCCAAGGAAUGCUUCAGCAAGAUGUAAUCCCCAGAAGUAACUUUCUCUUCAAUCAAAGUGCCCCAAAAUGAAGCACAAGUAAAAAGAAAUUCAUUUGCUAUGUAAUAUACAUAAAACAUAUGGUAAAUUGAAUAAAUCAACUUUCUUUAUCUUAGGUAUAGUUGUGUUCAUAUAGCACAAAAAGAUACAUUUUAAUGAAGAAUAAAUAUUAUAAUUUGAGGUUUUGGGGACUGGUGCUGAUUCCAAAAAGUUAAUUUAAUAAGAUAUACCA
This is a messenger RNA of Acomys russatus (golden spiny mouse), 1631 nucleotides long. It is a transcript of the gene Snx4, whose product is annotated as sorting nexin 4. Gene Ontology annotation, molecular function: phosphatidylinositol binding. Bases 35 to 1387 code for a protein of 450 amino acids. The transcript has 14 exons. The record is from RefSeq and is a predicted model, not a curated record. Lineage: Eukaryota; Metazoa; Chordata; Mammalia; Rodentia; Muridae. Gene Ontology annotation, biological process: protein transport.